UGGGGAUGGGUCUUGUAUAUAACUUAGCCCCCGGGCGUGAUUCCUUAUUUCUCGAUCCGAAAAUCUGUAUAAUAUUCUCCUCCAUUGUUAGCAGAAAAUCGCCGCCAUGGAUUCCCAGAGCCUAUUCAACGUCAAGGGCAAAGUGGUGCUGGUCACCGGAGGAGCCAAAGGCAUUGGUCGCAUGAUUUCCGAGGGAUAUGUAACCAACGGAGCUACAGUCUACAUUUCGUCCCGGGACGCAAAGGCUUGUGAAAAGGCCGUGGGCGAGCUCAAUGCGCUCGGAAAGGGAAAAGCGUACGCCAUCCCUGCCGAUUUCUAUAAAGAAGAAGACGUUAAAAGGCUUGCUGAAGAGCUCGCUAAACGCGAAAGCAAACUCCACGUCCUUGUUAACAACUCCGGCUCUAACUGGGGUGCCCCUUAUGACGAGUACCCAUCCGCUGCCUGGACCCGAGUCCUUACCCUGAACCUUCAUCGUGUUUUUGACCUUACUAAGCUCGUCACACCCUUACUCGAGAAGGCUGCAGCGCCCAAUGAUCCCGCUAGGAUCAUUAACAUUGGCAGUAUCGAUGGCCUGAGGGUCCCUUCGCUGGAGACUUACGCAUACAGCGCCAGCAAGGCUGGCUUGCAUCAUCUGAGCCGGGUGCUAGCGAACCACCUAGGACGGAGGAAUAUCACAUCUAAUACCCUUGCCUGCGGCCCAUUCGAGAGUAAGAUGAUGGCCGCCACUCUGAAGACGUUCGGAGACUCAAUCAAGGCUGGGGUUCCCCUCGGCCGCAUUGGUACUCCGGAGGACGUUGCAGGAUCUUGCCUGUUUCUAAGCAGCCGCGCAGGCGCGUACAUCAACGGAGCAACAAUCACUGUAGAUGGAGGUAGUCAUCUUGCUGCUAAGAUGUAAGCAAGCUAGACAUCAUACUAGACUUGCACCAUAUUCUCAACGCCACAAGCUGUCUCCUGUCUUAUUGAUCAAGUAGAACAUGUAAGAUGCAGGCUGAUGCCAUAGUGCCAGGCUAUGAUCAUCCUGAAUCAAAUUAAAACAUGAAUCAAGAGCGUAGCACAAGGGUGCCGUACCAUCCUCGACUGUAGUUGACGGCGAACCUCUGGGGAUAUUCACUCAACCACUUGUUCCCAAUUAAUUCUGUCGCUGGUCCUCCCUGCUGUUACAGGCUCUAUAUGAAGGGAUUCAUAGUUUCUCAAUCUGACAGUUGAAGACCAGCCGGCACAGAUUGGCUUCCUAGGAUACAUUUCUUUGAAUCAGUAUUAGGUGCUUCGAAUAGUUUAUCUUU
This is a messenger RNA of Aspergillus ochraceoroseus IBT 24754, 1283 nucleotides long. RefSeq names its product short chain dehydrogenase/reductase family. Gene Ontology annotation, molecular function: oxidoreductase activity. The record is from RefSeq and is a predicted model, not a curated record. Lineage: Eukaryota; Fungi; Ascomycota; Eurotiomycetes; Eurotiales; Aspergillaceae. The coding region runs from base 107 to 895 and encodes 262 amino acids. The transcript is spliced from 4 exons.